AUGACCGAAGACGGGUGGGUGGUGUGCCGUGUCUUCAAGAAGAAGAAUUUUCAGAAAGCAGCAAAGUGUCCUAAAACCUCCUCAAUCUCAAUGGAUUCAAACACUCAGAUUGAAGGCGUCCUGGAUCAAAUACUUCUAUACAUGGGAAGGAAUUGCAAGCUGGAAGACGAGUCAUUCAACAACAUCAGCAUCUCCAACGUCCACACUAACAACAUGAUGUUCCUCAGUACUACAGUGUCAAAGAGACAACGGAUUUUCCAUUCUGAUAUUGACAUCGGUGAACUGAUUUCAUCUCAUGAAGUAUGUGUUCCUCCUGGUGUAAAUCUCUGUGUGGUUGAUUCAGAGGCAACUUCAUCAUUAAACAAUGUGACAGAUCGUUCAAAUUGUCCGAGUCAUUCUAUGGAUUUUCUGACACGUAAAUCAGGAAAUACAUACAUAGAUGAAACAACCGUCUCUAAUCAGUUUCUGAUUCAACAGGCUCCAUGUGUUGUUCGGGAACAGUCAAGUUUUGAAACAAGUAUAUCGCCACCUUGUAGGGGUGAGGGGCAUCGCCGCUCUGCUGAACUUAAGCAAUUAUUACAAGUCGUGCCAUCUGAAGCAUAUUCUUUGCCGUAUGUGCCUUGUUGCAGACAUUGUAAAGCAAAGCGAUUCUAUCAUGAAACAAACGGAUUUUAUUGUGCUGAUGGGACAAUUUAUUUGGCCACAAAUGCCGUCCCUGAUCAAUUUUAUGAUCUUUUCACCUCUAACACAGAUGAAUCUGCGCAUUUUAAGACCUAUGUUCGGACUUAUAAUAACAAGUUCGCGUUUACAUCCUUUGGAGUUAAAUUCGAUGAAGAUCUUUGUAGAUGGAAUAAAGGAAUUUAUACCUUUCGAACUCAGGGACAGAUCUAUCACUAUAUCAAUGAUUUAAUCCCUUUAAAUGGUCGUCAUUCUUAUCUUCAAUUGUAUUUCUAUGAUACGGAGCAUGAAUUAGAAAAUCGCAUUUCUGAUUCAGACAGAAUGAAUCCAUCAAUUAUAGCUCAACUCAUCGAUAUUCUUCACAUCAAUCCAUAUUCUUUGUUCUUUCGAUCUCUUGGUGAUUUGUCAAAUUUGAAAAAUCAAGUAAUCCAUAUAAGAUCAGAUGUUGGUCUAGAUCAACGUGUAUUCAAUGUCCCGACAUCUUCACAAGUUGCAGCAAUAUGGGUUGAAAAUGAAGAUGCAGAUCAGCUAAGAGGACGAGACAUUUAUGUCUUUAGUCAUUCUGGUGGAAGUCAUAUAGUUCAAUAUUAUUUUGGCUGCUAUGAUCCACUUCAGUAUCCGUUGUUAUUUCCUCUUGGCGAUACUGGUUGGCACCAAUGCAUUCAAAGGGUUAAUAGAGGAAGCACAUUAACAAGUAACAAAACAAUCCGAUCAAUAGAUCAUCACCGAUCAAUAUCAGUAGAAGAAUUACUUAGAAGAGAAGAUCGAGCAUUGAACAAAAAAAGGAAGGAUCCAAUUGUUUCGUGUCGUGAAUAUUAUUGCUACAAGUUACAAAUCAGAGAAAAUGUCAGAUCAAUUUUGUUACUGUCUGGUCGCCUAUUGCAACAAUUUGUUGUCAAUAUGUAUGUUAAGAUCGAGACGUCAAGAUUAGAUUAUUUCCGUAACAAACAACAACAUAUUCGAUCUGAGUUAUAUCAAGGUAUUGUUGAUACCAUUACACUUGGGGAAACUGAUGCUUCUAAUGUUGGAAAACGGAUUAUUCUGCCUUCGUCAUUUAUUGGGGGUCCAAGAGAUAUGCGAAAAAAAUAUAUGGAAACAAUGGCUUUAGUUCAGCGUUAUGAAAUUUCAAAUGAAUUACGCCUGCAUGAGGAGAGUCAAAAUCAGCCUAAUUUGGUUGCUCGGGUCUUUCGUGCAAAAUUAGAAGAAUUAAAGGAUCGAUUAUUCAAGCAGCAGAUAUUUGGAAAAGUCUCGGCAUAUGUUUAUGUUAUUGAGCACCAAAAAAGAGUGCUUCCACAUGCGCAUUUUUUAAUUAUAUUACAGAGGAAUUGGAAACUCUAUGCGUCUGAAUCUUUUGAUGAGAUUGUAUCGGCAGAAAUACCUGAUAAAAAUACAAAUUUGCACUUGCAUAAUGCUGUUAUCAAGCAUAUGAUGCAUGGACCAUGUGGAGUGUUGAAUCCAACAAAUGUUUGCAUGAAAAAAAAUGGUUGUUGCAAAAGCCAAUAUCCAAAAAGUUAUGCAUCAGGUACGACUGUUGGAAAUGAUUGCUUCCCAAUAUAUAAGUGUUCUGACAAUGGAAUAACUGUCAAACUGAGAGGCCAUAAUUUGGAUAACCGUUGGGUCAUUCCAUAUAAUCCAUAUUUGCUUGCAACAUUUGACUGUCACAUUAAUGUGGAGAUUUGUUCUACGAUAAAAGCAGUCAAAUAUCUUUAUAAGUACGUUUACAAAGGGCAUGAUCGUGUUGCUUUCAAUUUGGUUUCCGAACAAACCAAUCAACAAAUUGACGAAAUCCAACAAUUCCAAUCGGCCCGAUGGAUUGCUCCACCUGAAGCUAUGUGGAGAAUAUACGGCUUCAUUGUUAAUGAAAUGUACCCAUCAGUAUAUAGCUUACAUUUACAUCUUGAGGAUAAACACCAAGUAACUUUUCGAGCAAAUGAAGACUUAAUCAAUGUUCUCAACUCUGAUCGAUCUGCAAAAUCAAUGUUAAUAGAAUUCUUUGCAUUAAACCAAGUAGAUGAAAAUGCCAGGACAUUGUUAUACAAAGAAUUUCCAGAAUUUUAUGUUUGGAGCCAACAAUACAGAGAGUGGACUCGUCGGAAAAAAAAAAAAAAAAAAAAAACUGUUAUAGGUCGAAUUGUUACAGCAAAUCCAUUUGAAGGUGAGAGGUAUUAUCUGCGGAUAUUGCCAAAUCAUGUAAGAGGACCUUUGUCGUUUGAAGAUCUUAGGACAGUUGAUAGUGUCGUGGUUCCAACAUUUCGUGAGGCAGCAACUAUACAUGGUUUGCUACAAAGAGACAGUAGCUUACAAGAUUGUUUACAUGAAGCAUCUCUAUAUCAAAUGCCGUCCAGUUUGAGACGAAUAUUUGCAACUAUUUUGGUUUAUUGUAAUCCAACCAAUCCGAGAGAGCUUUGGGAACGUUUUGAGCAAGAUAUGUCAGUUGAUUUUAGGUCGACUGAAGAUUCUAUGUCGGAUGUAAGAAUGCAAGUUUUGCGCUCAAUCUCUUUUACACUUGAAUCAAUGGGGAAAGACAUUAAUUCGUUCCAUCUUCUUGAUGACAACAUUUGUUUUGGUGAAGACCAACUCGAAUCUAGGGAAAUCGAUGAUGAAUUGGCUGUUGAAAUUUCAGAAGAAGAUAUUGUUGCAUCAGAAGCCCUUAAUAGUAAACAACGACAUGUCUAUAAUUCAGUUUUGGGAAAAGUUUUUUCUAAUGAAGCUGCUACAUUCUUUGUCGACGGCCCUGCUGGGACGGGGAAUACAUUCCUGUACAAGGCACUUCUUGCCGCAGUAAGAUCAAGAAAAUUAGUCGCACUUGCAACUGCUUCAUCUAGUGUUGCUGCAUCCAUCCUUCCUGGAGGUCGAACAACACACUCGCGCUUUAAGAUUCCACUAGAUACUGAUGAACAUAGCAUAUGUUGUGUCAGUAAACAAAGUGCCAUCGCAAAGUUACUAUGUGUGGCAAGGUUAAUUAUAUGGGAUGAGGCCCCUAUGUCAAGAAAACAACAUAUUCAAGCAUUAGAUAAAAUGCUACGAGACAUUAAUGAUUCAGAGUUAACAUUCGGUGGAAAAGUUGUCAUUUUUUGUGGAGAUUUUUGCCAGGUUUUACCUGUGGUUCGUAAAGGAACAAGACAAGAACAUGUUGACGCCAGUUUGGUUUCUUCUUACUUGUGGCCUACAUUGAUCAAGUUUCAUUUGACUGAAAAUAUGCGAGCAAGAUUGGAUUCAGUCUUUUCAGAAUAUGUGUUAGAAUUGGGCAACGGAAUGCCACCAAUCACAGUUGAUGAAACUAUAAAAAUUCUUGAUGGCAUGCUUGUUCCUUAUGAAGAUGACUGUACUUCUUUGGAUCAUUUAAUAUAUGUUGUUUUUCAUGAUAUUCAUGAAUAUUCAAUAAAUAUUUCAGCUAUGAUGAAUCGGGCCAUAUUAACACCAAAGAACAGUUAUGUUGAUGAAAUAAAUGCAUUACUAAUUCAUAGAUUUCCUGGUGAGCUUAAGCGAUAUUAUAGCUUUGAUGAAGCAAUAGAUACAUCUGAACAGUCAAUUAUGGAAGAUUUUUUAAAUGCUCUAACCCCAAAUGGACUUCCUCUUCAUGAAUUGUUACUGAAGAUAAACUGUCCUAUCAUACUGCUUAGAAACAUUAAUCCUUCAGAAGGACUAUGCAACGGAACACGUCUAAUUUGUCGGGCUUUUGAUCAAAAUGUCAUUGAUGCAAAAAUCGCAGUUGGGCAUCACAGCGGAAAAAGGGUCUUUAUUCCAAGGAUCCCAUUCUUACCAAAUGUUGAUGAAAAUAGUGGCUUCCCAUUCAAACGAACUCAGUUCCCUAUCAGAUUAAGUUUUGCAAUGACUAUAAAUAAGUCACAAGGGCAAACAUUGAAUUUUGUUGGAAUAUAUUUACCUCAACCUGUUUUCUCACAUGGUCAAUUAUAUGUGGCUUUAUCAAGGGCAAAGACUGCAUCUACAGGAAAUCAGCUGCAAGCUACAAUAUUUGAUAAGGAUAUUGACUCGCGACAAGAUAGUUUGCACAUUUUCCAGUCAUAUUACAUCAGUAAUGCAUAUGUGAAGCCAUUGGAUCCGAAGUAUAGAAUUGAAACAUAUGAAUAUCAAUGGAUCUUGAAUGCUAAAACGAUAAUUGAGGAAGUUCCAAAGGAUGAAGGACAAUUGGAGCCACCAAAGUACCAACUCAUUCUAUUCAAUGAAUUAGAUGCCUACAAGAAUUCAAUUGCAGAAAUAGACAUUUUAGCUGUUGCAAUCCAAAUCAAGCCAUGUAGAGAGAUAACUUUAGCACAUGGACCAACAACUAUUCAAGAGAUAUAUGUUAUCGAUCAAGGAUUAUCUCCAUCAUCACGUCCGAAAAGUAAAUUUAUGAUCAAUCCUGUUAUUCCUGAGGCAACUUCAUUGCAAGAGUGGGCAGCGAUUAAUGAUUUAUUACUCAAGAGUAUUAUUGCAAAAAACUUGACACACCCAUCUGCAUCUCUAUCUUCUGUUGGCAUUCGGGAAAUAAUCAAGAAUUGUGAUGUUGCUGAAUUCAUCAAAAAUUUGCAACCCAUGGCGGAACAUUUGUCAUAUAUAGAAAAUCUUGUGGCACAAGUUUCACAGAAAGAGUGGAAGAUUGAACUUCUUGCAGACCUCGAUCGACUCAACCAAAAGCAGUUCAAGAAUUUCAAUGUCGUCUCUAUUGAUGCUGUACAGGAUGACACAAAAUGA
This is a messenger RNA of Carya illinoinensis, 5373 nucleotides long. RefSeq lists its product as uncharacterized. Gene Ontology annotation, biological process: telomere maintenance; DNA repair. The coding region runs from base 1 to 5373 and encodes 1790 amino acids. The transcript has 11 exons. Lineage: Eukaryota; Viridiplantae; Streptophyta; Magnoliopsida; Fagales; Juglandaceae. Gene Ontology annotation, molecular function: DNA helicase activity. The record is from RefSeq and is a predicted model, not a curated record.